This is a messenger RNA of Salvelinus namaycush (lake trout), 720 nucleotides long. Its product is annotated as extensin-like. The record is from RefSeq and is a predicted model, not a curated record. NCBI's taxonomy places the organism in Eukaryota, Metazoa, Chordata, Actinopteri, Salmoniformes, Salmonidae. The transcript has 2 exons. The coding region runs from base 1 to 720 and encodes 239 amino acids.
AUGCAGACGCUCUCAAACAUCCACAACAUCACCCCUGCCCAGACCCACCUACUUACACCCCCAACUCCAGCGCCCACAUCACCCCUGCCCAGACCCACCUACUUACACCCCCAACUCCAGCGCCCACAUCACCCCUGCCCAGACCCACCUACUUACACCCCCAACUCCAGCGCCCACAUCACCCCUGCCCAGACCCACCUGCUUACACCCCCAACUCCAGCGCCCACAUCACCCCUGCCCAGACCCACCUGCUUACACCCCCAACUCCAGCGCCCACAUCACCCCUGCCCAGACCCACCUGCUUACAUCCCCCAACUCCAGCGCCCACAUCACCCCUGCCUAGACCCACCUGCUUACACCCCCAACUCCAGCCCCCACAUCACCCCUGCCCAGACCCACCUGCUUACACCCCCAACUCCAGCGCCCACAUCACCCCUGCCCAGACCCACCUGCUUACACCCCCAACUCCAGCGCCCACAUCACCCCUGCCCAGACCCACCUGCUUACACCCCCAACUCCAGCGCCCACAUCACCCCUGCCCAGACCCACCUGCUUACACCCCCAACUCCAGCCCCCACAUCACCCCUGCCCAGACCCACCUGCUUACACCCCCAACUCCAGCGCCCACAUCACCCCUGCCCAGACCCACCUGCUUACACCCCCAACUCCAGCCCCCACAUCACUCUCUGCCACAUGGCCUCAAACUGCACCAUUUUAUAG